AUAACGUUUUUUUACAGAUUAUGGAGUAAUUGCACCAUACGGGUACCAGAAAAAGCCAGGCAAGUUUCUUUUUCACAUGAUACGUUGACACAUGUUUGUGUACAAUUGAAUUUCAUCUGUGAUUGUCGAUUAGUUCUUAUCACCUAUCCCUACUUAUUCUUGAUUGCGACUGCGAUUCUCUAUCCCGUUAUAGGUUGCUUCUUUGAAUUUAAUCGUUCACAGUCAGUCCGAGGAAAUUUCUCAUCUCCCAACUAUCCUGGUCUGUAUCCCAUCGAUCUGAUCUGUGAGUAUCGGUUUUCGGGGAACAAUGUUCGAAAAAUUGAAAUAGAAUUCUUGGCCUUUGACGUUGAAAGUGUCCCCUCAAUUUCGCAUCCCCCAACGGGGACCAGAACGGUGCUUUGCAUCUACGCACACACACGUUUCUCGUUAACACCGAGAUACCAGUUAUUCUUCGCCGAAAUUGCACUUUCUGAUAAGAAUCAGAUGUUCACAUCGGGUAAGGUGCGUUCUCGCUUCGGAUCAAGAUGGUUUAGCCAGGUUUACUGCUUGAAUCAGAAAAAGCUAAUACAGAGAAAAUGUAUAAUUAGUUGA
Molecule: messenger RNA, 591 nt
Organism: Echinostoma caproni
Lineage: Eukaryota; Metazoa; Platyhelminthes; Trematoda; Plagiorchiida; Echinostomatidae
Source: the annotation of a GenBank genome assembly